Messenger RNA from Balearica regulorum gibbericeps (East African grey crowned-crane), 660 nucleotides. The record is from RefSeq and is a predicted model, not a curated record. Lineage: Eukaryota; Metazoa; Chordata; Aves; Gruiformes; Gruidae.
CGGCCCCUGACGGCCUAUUUUCGCUUCCUGAAAGAGAAUCAUUCUGCUUUUAGGCAAAACAAUCCAGAAAUGAGCAAUGUGGAGCUGGUUAGAAAAAUAGCAGGUGCUUGGAAGGAGUUACCAGCAUCACAGAAGCAGGUCUAUGAGGAGGCUAGAAAGACAGACUGGCAAAGAUAUGAAGAGCAGUUGGCAGCGUAUAAAGCUCAGCUAACUCCAGCUCAGGCUGCGGCUUUGAAAGAAGAAAGGAGAAGACGACUGGCAAAAAGAAGAUCGUUCAGGGCAAAAAGAGAAUUGACUGUGCUUGGAAAACCUAAAAGACCUCGCAGUGGCUUUAACAUUUUUGUGUCAGAAAACUUCCAAGAAAGCGAGGGAAUUUCACCCGUGGCAAAGCUGAAGCAAUUAUUUGAUGCAUGGCGAAAGCUGUCCAGUUCUCAAAAGCAGCCAUACCUGCAGCUUGCCGAAGAUGAUAAGGUUCGGUAUGAAAAUGAAAUGAAGUCAUGGGAAGCAAAAAUGGUUGAACUCGGACGUGAAGACCUGAUACGUUCCAGAAGGCAAAGGCCAAAAAACAAAACUGCCGAAACUGCGAAGAAAGCUGAAACAGCCAAAGGUUCCUCACGUGAAAACAAGGCAAAGUUAAAGUUGAAAAAGUCUGAAGAAUAA